GGGCUGAGGCGGGGGCGGCCGUGCAGGGCCGGAGCCGGCCGUGAGGGGCCGGAGCCAUGCAGGCCUUCCUCAAAGGUCCCUCUGCCAUCAGCACCAAGCCCCCCGCUGCUAAGGAGAAGGGCGCGGCGGGGAGCAGCGGGGAGGGCAAGAGGCCCAAACCCAUUCCCUGGGUGGAGAAAUAUCGCCCCAGAAACGUGGAUGAAGUCGCCUUCCAGGAUGAAGUUGUUGCUGUGCUGAAAAAGUCCUUGGAAGGUGCUGAUCUUCCCAACCUGUUGUUCUAUGGCCCACCUGGAACUGGGAAGACUUCCACGAUUCUGGCAGCAGCCAGAGAGCUCUAUGGGCCUGAAUUAUUCCGGCAGAGAGUCCUUGAGUUAAAUGCUUCUGAUGAGCGUGGGAUACAGGUGAUUCGGGAGAAAGUGAAGGCUUUUGCUCAGCUCACUGCGUCUGGAACCCGCUCGGAUGGUAAGGUUUGUCCUCCUUUUAAAAUUGUAAUCCUGGAUGAAGCAGACUCCAUGACUUCAGCAGCCCAGGCAGCCUUAAGACGCACAAUGGAGAAAGAAUCAAAAACAACACGUUUCUGCCUCAUUUGUAACUAUAUCAGCAGAAUAAUUGAGCCUUUAACAUCUCGAUGCUCCAAAUUCCGCUUUAAGCCUUUGUCAGACAAAAUCCAACAGCAGAGGCUACUGGAGGUGUCUGAGAAGGAACACGUGAAAAUCAGUAAUGAGGCAGUAUCUUACCUUGUUAAAGUGUCAGAGGGGGACUUAAGAAAAGCAAUUACUUUCCUUCAAAGUGCCACUCGGCUCAUGGGCGGGCAGGAGAUCACGGAGAAGAUAGUGAUGGAGAUCGCUGGGGUCAUCCCCAAAGAAACAAUUGCUGAGCUGCUGUCUGUCUGCCAGAGCGGGUCAUUCGAGAAACUGGAAACACUGGCCAAGAACCUCAUCAACGAGGGGUAUGCUGUAGCUCAGCUCGUCAGCCAGCUGCACGACGCCGUCGUUGAGAGCGGAGAUUUCAGCGACAGGCAGAAAUCUGCCAUCACAGAGAAGCUGGGGGAAGUGGACAAGUGCUUGGCCGACGGUGCUGACGAGUUCCUGCAGCUGGUGAGUCUGUGUGCCCUGGUGAUGCAGCAGCUGACACACAACGAGUGAGGGGCUGUGCAGGGACAGCGCUGUCCUACGGCUUUUUGUAAUAAAAGCACUGCUGGGCAGUGGGAAAAGCU
Messenger RNA from Calidris pugnax (ruff), 1216 nucleotides. RefSeq names its product replication factor C subunit 4 (gene RFC4). The transcript is spliced from 10 exons. NCBI's taxonomy places the organism in Eukaryota, Metazoa, Chordata, Aves, Charadriiformes, Scolopacidae. Gene Ontology annotation, cellular component: DNA replication factor C complex; nucleus. Bases 57 to 1145 code for a protein of 362 amino acids. Gene Ontology annotation, biological process: DNA-templated DNA replication; DNA repair. The record is from RefSeq and is a predicted model, not a curated record. Gene Ontology annotation, molecular function: ATP hydrolysis activity; DNA binding; DNA clamp loader activity.